AUGGGCCUCACUUGUUUCUCCCUCCAUCUUGGCAGCCCUCUCUAUGACCAGUACUGCAAGGACCACUUUUCCGAUGGCAACUGUGACAAGGGCUGCAACAGUGCCGAGUGCGAGUGGGACGGCCUCGACUGCGCCAACCACGUGCCCGAGAGGCUGGCCGACGGGACGCUGGUGGUGGUGGUGCUCAUCAACCCUGAUACCCUGAGGAACAACUCACUGAACUUCCUGCGGGAGCUCAGCCGGGUCCUGCACACCAACGUGGUCUUCAAGAGGGACGCCAAGGGCGAGUCCAUGAUCUUCCCGUAUUUUGGGAACCCGGAAGAACUGAAGAAGCACCGCAUCAGGAGGGCGCUGGGCGGCUGGCCGGACGUGUCUGAAAUGGUGCUCAGCGUGAAGGAAGCCGUCCACUCGAGGCUCAGCCGGAGGCCAAAGAGAGAGCUGGACCAGGUGGAAAUCUACGGGUCCAUCGUUCACCUGGAAAUCGACAACCGCCAAUGCAUCCAAGCCUCCUCCCAGUGCUUCCAAAGCGCCAACGACGUGGCGGCAUUCCUGGGCGCCUUGGCCUCCAGCGGCAACUUGGACAUUCCCUACAAGAUCGAAGCCGUGAAAAGUAAGAGGUUCUGACCCAAACACCACAAACCCCCUGAAGUCAACCGAUUCCUUUGUUAGGAGCUCCAGCAAAAAGUUUUAUCUCACAGGCUAAUGGAAGAUG
Thamnophis sirtalis is the source of this 712-nucleotide messenger RNA. Lineage: Eukaryota; Metazoa; Chordata; Lepidosauria; Squamata; Natricidae. The record is from RefSeq and is a predicted model, not a curated record.